AUGGCAGAGGUCGGGAUGUCCGUGUUCGAGCAUUCCCUAGCAUUCGCCGAGGCUGAGACGAUGAUCGCCCACACACUGGGUCUAGGCUAUUACGGGUCAACGAGAUCUGCGGCCAGCAAAGGAAAUACCACGUCUCCUAGUCUCGAUUCACAGCCUACGAUUCCCGCAUCAGGUACAAUAUUAGCUCUUGCGGAUGCUACGUCUGCCCUGACGGGUCCGCAUCUGCUUGAUCGUGUCAAUGUCCCGGUAGAAGUCCUCUUGAUCACAUUGCUCUCGUGUUGCAACUCGCUUUCGUCUCACGUCAUUGCUGUUCUUGGUAAACAACGCCAAUGGAGGCUCGUCAAUACCGGAAUAUGGGCAAUGGCUUUCAUGGCGGCAUUUGUCUGGGGAUUCUGCACAACUAGUGUCAUGGUUCGGAGCGGCGACAAUGGAGACAACCGUCCUGUCAGCAGCCUUCUACACUUUCCAACUGUGGCGAUCAUAGGAUUUCUUCCUCAUAUGGUCAUCCUAGCUGGUAUUGCGGUCUGUCUGCUCAUAUAUUUGGUUGCCCUCACCUUGACGGCAAUUUCCCUGGGCACUAAUCCACAGAUUCCACGGCCAACCACCCUCAAAGAACGUUUUAUGAUAGCACACGACAACUUACAGGUCGCAGUUCAGACUCGAGGGAUUGAUAUUCGAUGGCAUGAGGACUUUUAUACCUCCCUCCUCCGCACCGGAUUUGCUGCGCUUACAGCGGCAUCAGAAGCAGUUUUCCUAAAUGAGGGCAGAGCAGUCGAAGUCCGCCAAUUCACAUGGUUGGAAGAGGACAGGCUAGAUGAGUUUGACUCCGCUAUGCGUGAGAUGGGAGCUUUUCAAAAUGCCUUCCCAAACAGUCCACAGUUCCAAAUUUUGGAAGAAUACGGCCUGCCUCCGUCAAGCCCUGGAGCCGCCGACAAGGGCGGCGUCUGGGAGUCGGGCUACUCCAAGGAAAGGAAAUUCGACAAAAAGGACAACGAAGCAAAGGAUUCGUUUGUCUACCCUACUCCUCGCGCUGGCGGCGUCGGCGCGGUACAGAGAACCACCCGUUUUUAUCUGAUUAUGAUAUAUCUCCGUGGGAUCAUGUUUCUUACAGCUGGGUAUAUUGGCUUUGGGAUGGGUGUCUUACUGGACUCGAUCGGCAUCACGGCAAGACCUCGCUGGCUUCGACGGAUUGUUGGUCGGUCUCUAAAAGAGAUGAACACGAGGCCAAGCGGACCGAACAACGAGGACACGCUCGACUUUUGGAUUCUAACAAAAGACGGCAAGCUCACGAUAGCGAGCAGUGAUGAAGUUGAUAUUGAGCCCGAGGUGAAGAGACGGCUAAUGACGGAAUUUCCCGAAGAGAGGGUCGAUGAACUACUAGACACAAAGCUGUAUGAGUGGUGGAAGUCGGGUGGUUGGUUUGGAACAAAAGACGACAGCGGAGACUAUGAGCCAUCGAAUGCAGAUGACAACGACGAUAUCACGAGUGUCAUUUCGAUGUCUACCGAAGCCAGUGUCUACAACAGUGACGCCGACGAAGAAGAUGCCUGGGAGUCUGAACCCGAAGGAGCGCGAACUCCAACUCAGUCACAUACAGGACCGUCAUGGUCAUUCUCAGGCGUCCAAAGCAGAGAGUCAACACCAGCCUUUACAGACUCACCUCUGGAUCCGGCGACGCUGGCUAGACUUUUGAAUCCACCAGACAGGGAAUCUCGGGAAGAGGCACGGAUUCUUGCCUCACAUCUUGCCACUGUGGCCUCCGACUCUCCUGGUGUCAUGACUCGUUCACGCUACCGUCGCGAGACCGAAGCUGAACGGGCUCGAAUCCUGCUUGCGGGACGCAGACCAGAUCCCAAGGUUCCCGCGGUUUCAUUGUACAAAGAACCGCAAACUUCGGGUCCUCGGCCGCUUACCUCUGUGGAGGAAGCAGAGGUCCUCGAAUCACUAAUCCUCAGCCGUCGACAGAAACAUGCACCGCCCCCGGCGACGUCGAAAAAUGGAAAGUCAGAUCCAGGCACCGCCGAGGAAGACAGACAAUUCGGACCGCCAUGUGUCGUCUGCCAGAACGCCCCUCGAGCCAUUAUCGCGUGGCCAUGUCGGUGUCUCUGUGUCUGUGAGGAUUGCCGCGUCAGUCUGGCCUUGAAUAAUUUUGGCAACUGUGUCACCUGUCGACGGACCGUGCAGGGAUUUGUAAGGCUCUACGUGCCAUGA
Messenger RNA from Fonsecaea monophora, 2211 nucleotides. RefSeq lists its product as hypothetical. Bases 1 to 2211 code for a protein of 736 amino acids. Gene Ontology annotation, molecular function: ubiquitin protein ligase activity. Gene Ontology annotation, biological process: protein ubiquitination; ubiquitin-dependent protein catabolic process. The record is from RefSeq and is a predicted model, not a curated record. NCBI's taxonomy places the organism in Eukaryota, Fungi, Ascomycota, Eurotiomycetes, Chaetothyriales, Herpotrichiellaceae. The transcript has a single exon.